Anthostomella pinea is the source of this 720-nucleotide messenger RNA. Lineage: Eukaryota; Fungi; Ascomycota; Sordariomycetes; Xylariales; Xylariaceae. The record is from the annotation of a GenBank genome assembly.
AUGGACCAGAUAGCCCUCCACCACGAAGCCUCGGCCGGUGACACGAACCGGCAGGUCGUCAACCAGCUGCCGCCAGAGGUCGUUCAAUGUCUAGAGAAUGCUCGCUUCCUUAACCUGGCGACCUGCACCAACAACCAGCCCACCGUGUCGCUGAUGAACUUCACGUAUCUCCCUUCAUCGCAGUACUCGCCCGAGCCGGUCAUCGUCAUGACGACGAACUCGUCCUCCAAGAAGACGCACAACAUAGUGGCCAACCCCAACGUCUCCCUGCUCGUGCACGACUGGGUAUCCCACCGGCCCCCGACUCAGACCCGCCGACCCUCAGGCGGCUCGCCGGGCCCCGAGCACCGGUCCAGCCUCGCCUCGGUGCUCAUGAACCUCAACAGCGGCGAGAUCUCGCGGAUCAGCGCGACAAUAAACGGGACGGCCGAGCUUGUGGCGCAGGGAUCGGACGAGGAGAAGUUCUUCCGCGAACAGCACCUCGAGAACAACACGUUCGACACGGAGGCUUCGACGAUGCCGUUUGGUAGCCGCCAGCUGCAGGCUGAGCAGGGGGCGGGCCAGGAUGACGGCGGCCGCGAGAGCUUCAUUGCCGGCGAGGAGGUCCGGGUCAUUGUGGUGCGUAUCAAGGACAUUCGAACUAGCGACUGGAAGGGCGGUGUCAGUGAUUGGGUCUUGGUGAAUGAGGGCGUACCGGCUGCGGUCAACGGCGUGAAGUGA